AGUUCCAAUUUCCAUCGUAGUGCAUUUUGGCAGAUGAAAAAUAUUGGCUAAAACAAAUUAAUCGGCCAAAGCAUUAUAGCAAUAGUUGAAUGAAUGAGAUGAAAACUGAAGCUUCUUAUGAUAUGAUUUAAAUCAGUAGCAUAAAGCUUAGUUUUCAUAGCAUGAAUAUUACAAGCAUUGACAUUGUACCAAACGAAAUCCUUUGCAAAGUUUUUUCUUAUUUGUCGGCGAAGCAUUUGAUAAUUAACGUCAAGCUUGUGUGUAAAAGAUGGUGUUACGUUAUUUGUCAACGAAAUCUAUGGACAAGAUUGACUUCUGACGAUAUUAAAAGUCUUCAAGUCAACAGUAAUUCAAUUGAUGUAAUUUUAAAAAGAAUUUAUUGUGAUAAUUUUGAUGAGCACACGCUAAACUAUCUAUCUCUUGAUGGUGUAGAGUUUGCAGCAGAAGAAUUGGCUAAACAAAUUGAUUAUGAAGUAUCACUAUUAUUUCCAUGGAUAAUGCAUUUAGAAAAUCUUCGCGAACUAUCAUUGUCAUUUUGCCCUAGACCAUCAUUUAACUGGAAUCUUAGUUACAGCUAUAGCUUAUUAUUGUCCUAAACUCAAGUCAUUAAUUUUAACCAGUUCAAAUGUUUAUGAUAAUGUUUUUGAAAUGAAAUUCCCUGCCAUGACCAAACUUGAUGUGGCGUUUUGCAACACUUUGACUGACAAGUUUCUUUAUAACAUUAGCCACUGUAAUUUAAAACAUUUAAAUGUUGAUGGUGUUCAGUGGAUUGGAGAUGAAGCUAUGAAACAUUUGUUAUGUGAAUGUCAACAUUCUUUGGAGUAUUUAUGGAUUGAUGGCGAGAAUUUAACAGAUGAUGGCUUGCAGUAUAUUGAGUGUUGCUAUAAUAUGAGCUGCCCAUUUCUUAGGACAUUAGAUCUCUCAUGGUGUUGGAACAUUACAGAUAAAGGGCUAAAUUGCAUUGUAAAGCAAUGUCAUCAUAUUCAAAUUCUCAAAUUGAUUGGAAUUCCUGGUUUGAUUGGUGAACCUUUGUGGGCUGUAGCAGAGAUGAUGCCUCGUCUUAUGUACUUGGACCUGUCUACCUGCAAUUGCAUUAAAGAUAAUAUUAUUAAAAAAAUAGCUCAAAAGAAUCAAUCUUUGACAAUAGUUGACUAUUAUGGUAAUAUUGUAAAAUAUGGAAAGAGACAGAGCUGACACAGGCA
Xenia sp. Carnegie-2017 is the source of this 1202-nucleotide messenger RNA. Its product is annotated as F-box protein At3g58530-like. NCBI's taxonomy places the organism in Eukaryota, Metazoa, Cnidaria, Anthozoa, Malacalcyonacea, Xeniidae. The record is from RefSeq and is a predicted model, not a curated record. The transcript has 2 exons. Bases 649 to 1194 code for a protein of 181 amino acids. Gene Ontology annotation, molecular function: protein binding. Gene Ontology annotation, biological process: SCF-dependent proteasomal ubiquitin-dependent protein catabolic process. Gene Ontology annotation, cellular component: SCF ubiquitin ligase complex.